AGUUGCUCCUUUUGCCCUCUCCCCCAACCCCGGAGCCCCAGGCAGGUACCCCGGGAUCGGACGUCCCCACGCCUCCGGGCACCUGGCUCAGCAGGAGUCCCCCGGGUCCGGGCAGGGCAGGGCCGGCGGCAGCGAGCCGGAGCCCGCCCAGCGCCCGGGCCCCGCCGAACCCGCGGAACCCACUCAUGGGGCACCGGCUCCCCGUGUCCCCUCGCCCGGCCGCGCCCAGACCGGCGCCCCGAGCCGCGCAGAGGAGGAGCCCGGCGGAGUGACCCGGGAGCCGCCAAAGACUCUGGAAGGCUCGGCAGCCGGAGAGCAAGGCGGUUCCCCGCACCUCCAGGCGCUUGCAGGCAUCCCUCCGAGCCGCACCAGAGGCCCGGCCCGCCAUUCCCAGCCCCGAGCCAUGAUGAAGACCUUGUCCAGUGGGAACUGCACACUCAGCGUGCCCGCCAAGAACUCGUACCGCAUGGUGGUGCUGGGCGCCUCGCGGGUGGGCAAGAGCUCCAUCGUCUCUCGCUUCCUCAACGGCCGCUUCGAGGACCAGUACACGCCCACCAUCGAGGACUUCCACCGGAAGGUCUACAACAUCCGCGGCGACAUGUACCAGCUGGACAUCCUGGACACGUCCGGCAACCACCCCUUCCCUGCCAUGCGCAGGCUCUCCAUCCUCACAGGCGACGUUUUCAUCCUGGUGUUCAGUCUGGAUAAUCGGGAAUCCUUCGACGAGGUCAAGCGCCUCCAGAAGCAGAUCCUGGAGGUCAAGUCCUGCCUGAAGAACAAGACCAAGGAAGUGGCGGAGCUGCCCAUGGUCAUCUGCGGCAACAAGAAUGACCAUGGCGAGCUGUGCCGCCAGGUGCCCACCACCGAGGCCGAGCUGCUGGUGUCGGGCGACGGGAACUGUGCCUACUUCGAGGUGUCGGCCAAGAAGAACACCAACGUGGACGAGAUGUUCUACGUGCUCUUCAGCAUGGCCAAGCUGCCGCACGAGAUGAGCCCCGCGCUGCACCGCAAGAUCUCCGUGCAGUACGGGGACGCCUUCCACCCCAGGCCCUUCUGCAUGCGCCGAGUCAAGGACAUGGACGCCUACGGCAUGGUCUCGCCCUUUGCCCGCCGCCCCAGCGUCAACAGUGACCUCAAAUACAUCAAGGCCAAGGUCCUCCGGGAGGGCCAGGCCCGCGAGCGGGACAAAUGCACCAUCCAGUGAGCAGGCGGGACGCUGGGGUGGGGCUUGGGCGGUGCCUUACGGUGGGGUGGGGCGUGGCCCCGGGUGCCUGCUGCCCGCAUCCCCCGCCAUGAGACCCCAACAGCAGUCACGUUCCAAGACCUUUGGCGCCACACUGGAGGACCCCAGCCUCCAGCCUCUGUGCAGUCUCCUGCCUUCAACUACUUCCCUCUGAUUCCUCCCUUCCGCCGCUCCCUCUUGGUUUCAGCUUCUCCGUGGGUUGGGAGGGGAAUCCCUGCAGGACAAGAGGCAAGGUUGGGUGACAUCUGAACUUAUGCCAGGACCCAAGUCAGAGCUUGCUUGAGGGGCCAGAGGGGCCAGGACCCCUGCAUCCGAUGGAGACUCCUGGAACAUCCCAGAUGAAAAUAAUACCCAGAGCCAGCUGGGAGAGGGCUCCGCUCUCCUGGUGGAAGACCCAGCUUGGUUUAGGAGGCAGCUGGGAGUCUCCUCCCACCCCAUCCUGAAACGCUUACCCUCUGGCUCAGCUGGUUCUAUCCCCUGCCCCCCAACUUGGCCCUCAGCUGCCCCCGACAUUGAGCCAGGGGUGUCUGUGUGUUCGAAGGAGGCGUGGCUACAUCGCCUGGCCCAUGUCCAUCUCUUGGACCGCCUUCCUCAGCCUCUUCUCCCAGGUUCCUCUCGUCUGCUGGUUGUGCUUUGUUGUUGCAGCUCUUAUGUCGUGUUCCCAGUAGGAAUGGAAAUUGCUGUACUGUGAAAGCCUAGUGACCCCUCGUUGGCAAGGCCCCCCCAGUGUAGAUCCACUGCCUCCACUGGGGACACCUUCGUCCCCCAUUCCAGAUGGGGUUUCUGUGGCCUGUCUGCAGCUGGACGCUGCCCUCUACCAAGCUUCACCGUUCACACUCACACAGGCGGGGCAGGCCUGUGGGGGCAGCUUCUCCUCUUGCCUCUAUUUCCCAGAGCGGGUGGCUGAGACUCAGAGGGCAAAGUGACAUGCCCCAGCUCCGCCUCCCGGCUAGUUCAGAACGCAGCUCCACCUGGAAUCAGGCUGUCCUCUACUGUGCUGGUUCCUCAAGCAUUUAUUGAGUGCCUGCUGGGUGCUGGGUCCACCGUGUGCUAGGAAACAAAGAGGGUGAGCAAUGCACUUUACGCCCCCAAGGCCAAGCCUCCCCGGCUCUGGCCUCUUUCCCACCCCCCCGCCUGGCCGCUGCCCACCCCUGCUGCCCUACUGCCUCUGUACACGCAGCUGUUGGCAGGCGUGGAAGAGCAGCUGGGAGCCAGAGCUGAGCCCGGGAGAGGCAGGUAGGAAGAGCUCCCAGUGGGCCUUUUCCUGGUGCCUGUGAUUGGGUUGUGCUGGGUACCAGGCGUGGUGGGAUUUGAACCCGCGGACCAAAGGCUCUUGUCAUCAGCUCUUACAAAAUACAUUUUAUAUUUUAAACCUCCUUGAAACUAUUGAAGUUCAGGGCCACAAGGAACCUUAGUGGUCAUCUAGUGAAUCUGAGGCCCAGAGAGGGUAAGUAACUUGCUCCAGGUCACACAGCAAGCCUAUGAGUGGCAGAAGCAGGGUUAGGUCUGGCAUUCAGCAUGCACCAUGGUGUGCCCCUCUCCUGAUGCUGCCUCAGCCCCUGGGGCCUUCAGGGAUUUGAGGUGUUGUCUCCCUGACCCUGUCCCUAAAUCGGCCUUUGAGGGCUCCUGUAGAUUCUGUGUACAUUGUGCCCACGUAUAUCCAUGUACAUACACAUGAACACACAGACAUAAACGUGCCCUGGCCUCAGCUCUGCACACCCCCUACCCCACCUUGGCCCCUGCUGCUCAAGGCAGCCACUCUGACCCUGCUUCUGUGCCCACACCUGGCCCCAGCUUGAACCCUCUAAGCAGACCGGGUACCUUGGCCAGGGCAGGUGUGUGGCCUGGUCUCACUCAGUCACACCCCUGCUUCCCCAUAUCUCUGUGUACACUCUCAAUUAAAGUGGGUUUGUUUCUAA
This is a messenger RNA of Eubalaena glacialis (North Atlantic right whale), 3162 nucleotides long. It is a transcript of the gene RASD2, whose product is annotated as RASD family member 2. The transcript is spliced from 3 exons. Lineage: Eukaryota; Metazoa; Chordata; Mammalia; Artiodactyla; Balaenidae. Bases 404 to 1204 code for a protein of 266 amino acids. Gene Ontology annotation, molecular function: GTP binding; GTPase activity. The record is from RefSeq and is a predicted model, not a curated record.